This is a messenger RNA of Trichomonas vaginalis G3, 4731 nucleotides long. RefSeq names its product platelet formation protein family. The record is from RefSeq and is a predicted model, not a curated record. The transcript has a single exon. The coding region runs from base 1 to 4731 and encodes 1576 amino acids. Lineage: Eukaryota; Parabasalia; Trichomonadida; Trichomonadidae.
AUGAGAUCGAUAUCGAAUUCUUUAAGGGCAACAGGUGACGAAAAUACCCACCUUGUAUACAUCCGAUAUCUCAAUCAAGUUUCAGUCGGCAAAAAUCAGAAAAUUAAAGAAGCGGAUCCCACACAAGAUUUUAUAUCAAAAUUUAAACCCAAAAUUCCAUCAGCAAAGGAGCAAAAGAAUCAAAUUUCAAAAGUAAGCAAUACCCAGCAAAUAGAAACAGCAAUUUCGACUUUAUUUGAUAUAGAAAAUUAUAAUUUACUGAAUUUAUGCGAAUUUUGCCAAACAGCUUAUGAACUACGCUUAAAAGAUUUCAAAUUCGUUAACGCAGCCCAAGUAGAGAACAUAGCUUUCAAAACAAUUAUUACAAUCAACCUUACUCUUAAAAAUCAAAUCGAAACUAUUGCAGACUACGGGAGUUCGGUUAAAUUAUCAAAAGAUGUUGCUCCAAUAUUACACUCUCCCUUAAAAUAUUUACUUAUUAACAUGGAUUCUGUUGUUUUUGAUGAUUUAGUUGCAAUUUUACCAGGAUAUAUCAAAUUAUUCACAUGUUUUGACAAAAUCAUGGCAGUACCAAAUGAUAGUAUUGUUGCUGGAAUCAUUCGCGAAUUAUUAAAAAUUUUCAUCGAUUCAAUGAAGUCAUUUUUAGAACGGAAAGAAUAUUUAACACUCGAUUACGCUACAAAACUUAUUAGUGCAUACAUAUUAUGUCCAUCUACUUCAUUAGACUUCAAAAAAGAAUUAAAUGCUUUUGCCAAUCUUUCUGUCCACAAUUGGGACCUAAUUCCAGAAAAAUUCCAUGAAGAAUUAUUCUCAUUACUCUGCCAAACAGUUUGUUCCAAGAAAUACGUUGAUGAAUUUGAAAUUAAUUUAUAUACGUUCCAAAUCAUCGCAAAUCUGACCAAAGAAGAGAAACCAGUGACGGAAUCAACGAAGAGCUUCGGUACCUGGAUCAAUCAUCUCGCAGAAGCUCAUCCAAACAUCUACGAUGAACAAUUUAAAAUUGAAAUUCCGAAAACUUUGGAUUUCAAGAAGAUUAACCAAUUCAAAGCCCUCAUGAUUGAAGAGGUACCCCCAGAAAUCGCGAUGUCGGUCAAUGCAGGCAAACUUUUCGCUGAAAGAAUGUCAAUUCAUCCUUCUUUCCUUCCUACGUUCUUGGAUGUAGUUCCAAAGGACAAGGUUGGUCUCACUAUAGCCAUGUCUAUGAUUAUUGAUAACGUUUUUACCAAUAACAACCCAGAAAAAUUUAUUAAUUUGAUAUGUUCAAACGAUUGUUACCAAAUACAACGUGAAACUGUUCUUUCCAACAUCAGUAAGAUCAGUGAGCCCUAUUGUAACCUGAUUCUCCAAAUAAUUGGCCCGGAUUUGCUAAGUCACUCGUUAUAUCUCAGAGAAUUAGUGAAUUCCCAGCGCUGGAAGAUGAUAUUAAUAUCAUCCGUACCCAACCAUUUAAGGCAGAUGCUGAAAAAUGGCCAAACUAUCGAUGGUUUGGGAGUAUUCAUAAGAGAUCUUUAUGAAAAAGAUGCCGCAACUUGUUUGAGCAGUUCCAUGGCCAUGCUUAUUAUAGAUUGCGUAAUUUCAGGUAACUACAAUGACUUUAUUGACAUGGUUUGGUUAUCUGAAGCAACAAUGCCGAAUUUCCCAUUAAUUAUCAACGCGAUCCAACUUAUUUUGACCAAAAGAACAUCUGUAAAAACAAAUGAUGGAGUAAUUGCCGUUUUUUUGAACUCAUUGACAUUUAAUGUGGACUCCUACACACCGGAACAAGCCCAGAAGAUUGUUUCCUCAUUGUUCGCAAAUAUGUGUAUGCUUCCUGGCCUAACAAUGGACACAGAGAUCUUAACAACUUGUAUUAGAGUUAUUCAGCUAUUUAUGGAGAGAUACCAAGUUGCAAGAGAUGAAAUAAAUAAUGAUGUAUCAAGAACAUUGACAUCAUUAACUGAUUCUCUCAAAAAAUUCCCUGCAGAUCCUCAUAUUUUCGAAAUGUUGAAAGAAACAAUUAUCGGUGAGAAAAAGGAACUUGUUUCAUCAACACUGUUGUUCAUGUUAUACGAUUGGCUCAAAGGAACUCAAUUAGAAAAAGAAUAUUUCUUAUGGUCGAAACAAUUAUGCGAAUCAAGCAAAUCCCUUGCAGAAAUAUUCUACAAGAAAGGUUUCCUUAACGAUGCUAUCAAGAGAUUCUAUUAUAAAGAGGAAUUGGCCGAUGUCUCAAAAUCAUUCUUUUUUUCAGUGGCCAGAUACUACUUCCACGUUGAUAUAUGGAAGAACUUAGUACACUCAGUUAAGUCACAUUCGUCCGAAAUCAAUACUUCCAUCAAAUUAGUUUCAAUGCUCAAAACAACUCUUGAAGAUGCCAUGGCAGACACAGAGAGCCCUGAGAACAUCUUUGCUGUAAGUAAUUCGGUAAAAGGUGUAAAGAAAUUCAUCAAAUUGCUUUCAAUUCUUUCGAAUCAAGAUAAAACUAACCCAAGUUUAACAAUUGAGUACUUCAAGCUCGUAAUCUCAACACUGUAUUUACUCCGCAAGGCAAAGCAUAUCCAUAAAAGCCAUAUUUUCAAGCUUUUAGGCGGAGCUUUGCUUUCUGUCAAUUUGUCAUGUCUUACAUUAGAAAAUUUACUUUUGUUAGUAGAUUUAUAUAAUGGCCUUCCCAAUGAAAAAUGCAGGAAAGAUAUGCUUGAAAACGUGUUUUUGAACAUGAUUUUCGUAGAAAGAUUGGAUGACAAAAUGAGAAAGAGUUAUUUCGAUAACAUUUUGUCUAAAAUCGACUUUGCUGCUAAUCCGAUUGAUAUUGAGUUCUUACUUACUUAUAUUUGGGAAAUUCCGGAUCCGAAAAUCGAAAAAUUCAGGGAAAUCCAAUGGAAUUAUGUAGCCCAAAUAGAACUAAGUAACAAGGAUACCAUUGCUGUAGCUUUAGUUUUCAUUACAAGGAAAAAUGAAAAUAUUCGCAAAUGGGCUUUCAAUAUUUUAUUAAACGCCCUCAAUAAAAACGAUUCCAACAUUCUGGCGAUACUAAAUGCAAUGGGACAUGAGCCAUUUGCCGUGUUAUUAAAUAAUCGUAAUAUUAUUGAACGAAAAAGAGGCAUAGAACUAUUAUCGAUCAUGAGCAGAUAUGGUACAAUGAAUCCUACUGUCAGACCCUACAUGGAAAACUGUGCUAUGUACUUAUCUGACAAUGUUUCAUCAGAUGACACAAAAUUCAUAUACGAAAAGAUAUUUGAUGAGAACAGAAAGCUCAAAUCUGCUGAUAUGCUCGCUCUUUUCAUGGCUGCUUUCUCUCAAAUCAAAAAUAAGUCAAAAUACGAAAAAUUCUUUAAUGAAAUCAAUAACAGUGCAUCAGAUGAAUUGACUUAUUUCUUUGAUAACUAUAAUUGGGUACCUUUCGUUAAAAAUUUCGUUAAAAGUGACAAAGAUUUCACAACUUUGGUUUCUACAUUUGUUGUAUACACUGUUGUGCAUCAUACUAACCAAUACUUGUUCAGAGUCUACGCUGCUUUGAGCGAUUUGAAGCAAUCUUCAAUCUUGGAAGCAUUUAUUGCAAAAACAAUCGCCGGAUUAAUCGAUUGUGAGCGUAUAUCAACUGUUCUGUCCUGUGCAACCCUCGCUAUGCAGUUAGUUCUUUACAGACCCGAAAAUGGAAGUUUUGAUUCGCUAAAAGCGAACGAAACACCAAAUACUACUAUCGCAAGGCCAUUAUUUGAGCUCCUCCAAAAGCUCGCACUAUCAAAUUCCAGUUAUUCUAUUGCAAUUUGCUCGGAUUACAUGAUUAACGUGUUGCAAGCCGCAUUUUUCGUUGCUUGGAGAUUUUCAAUGCUUUACGAAGGUGGUCGGUUGGUCGAGCAAUGCUUAACAAGCAUUCCAAGGCCUGCAUUGAAGAAUGCUAUAGAACAAUUCACUUGUUUCGGGCCAAUACCUACAAAAGCGACAUUAAAUAGCAAACCAGCGCCACCUCCAACCCGAUUUACCCCGCCAAAGCCAAUUCCAAGAGAUUCAUCUCAAAAUUCUUCCCAAACAACGCAAACAAAGGACCAAGAAAGUGGAACAGAAGCAAAACCAGCAUCGUUUAAGGAGAGAUUGAGGCUUUUCAGUCAACAUAUUCGGUUAUAUUCCAAUGUCCAAGCGAAAGCUCCAGAAUUUAACCCAGAUGAAGUCAUUCCACCAUCAGUACAGAACUUAAAUAUUGAUUCCGAUUCAUCAGAUAGCGAAACAUCGGACGAUGAUGACGAUUUCAGUAUUGAGGUUAUCCAAGCCAUUGAAAAAGCCAAAGAACCUCCGAAACAGAAGGUAAAUACCAUAAAACUGACUCCUCUCAAGGCAUCUAUCGAAAAACCUCAAUCUUCGACACUACUCGGACCAAAUUUGAUCAGACAGUCAUCAUUGAGGUCAUCCUUGAGAGUUCCGCAGAAUCUUAGGGACACAUUGCCUAAAUUCGACCAAAAACCGAAUCUUAAAGAAGAUAAUGAUGACGCGAUUCUUGCAAAACCAGUUGACUGCGAAGGAGCACAGAAAUUCUACACUAAAUCACUUCAGUUCUCCAGCUUAGUUGUCAAAGACUUCCGCACAAUUGUAUCUAACUACGGAAAGCACUCAAACAUGAGAAAACCAAUUAGAUACGACAAACCAGGAAAGGAAGUCAUUGAUAAGUUCAUUAAUAAUGCGGAAGAAAGGAAUAAGUCUCUGGAGAAGGCUGCGUCUGCUUUUGUUAUUAAGUCAAAGUCUUCUUCUGAAGAGAAAUAA